CCUCUCUCAUGGCUUUUUGGUUCUUAUUCUCUUUGCUUUUCUUUUCUUUCUACUCCAAGUCUUGUGCGGAGCUCAUAACUGCUCUUCCAGGGCAACCCGCCAAUGUUUCUUUCAAGCAGUAUUCUGGUAACAUUGUGACAGAUGCUAAAGAUGGCAGAGCUUUGUUUUAUUACUUUGUGGAAGCUCAAUCUCCAUACCCUCUUUCACUUCCCUUGACCUUGUGGCUCAAUGGAGGUCCUGGCUGUUCUUCUCUUGGUUUUGGUGCGUUCAUGGAACAUGGCCCUUUCCAACCAGGAGCAAAUGGAGAGCUCAUUCAGAAUAAGUAUUCAUGGAACCUGGCAUCGAACAUGUUAUAUGUUGAAUCACCAAUUGGGGUUGGAUUUUCAUACUCAAACACAAGCUCAAAUUACGAAAAUUGGAAUGAUACCAGGACCGCCGAGGAUAAUUUGAGAUUUAUUGUGAAAUGGUUGGAAGAAUUUCCACAGUACAAGAAUUCUGAAUUCUUUUUAACUGGAGAAAGCUAUGCAGGCCACUAUAUUCCACAGCUUGCAGCCUUGAUAAUGGAGUACAAUAAGCAGCCUAACAUAACCGCCAUUAAGCUCAAAGCCAUUGCUCUUGGGAAUCCACUUCUGGACGCGGACAUCAGUGUGUUGGCUGGAGAUUACUUGUGGGCACAUGGGGCAAUAUCAGACGAAACAUUAAUGUUGGAGAAGACUGUGUGCAAUGACUCGAGGUAUCUCCAUGAGUAUUUUCAUGAUAAAUGGUCUCAGGGAUGCAAUGAUGUGUUCAACAGAGUUGCAGAUGAAGUUGGUGCUGAUAUAGAUCGCAGUGAUUUGCUAUUGCCCUUGUGCACUUCUUCAAACUCAGUUCAGCAAUUCAAACCCAUGGGCAAGCAUGGGAAAGUACAUGCCGCGAUGGCUAGGAGGACGUCAGCUAAAGGUGAUCCAUGCCUUGGAGAUAGGAUAUUUGCUUAUCUCAACAAGCCUGAAGUUCAAGAAGCACUUCAUGCUAACAAAACUCACCUACCUUUCCACUGGGCAUUUUGUGGAGGGCCUCUUUUUUAUCAGGAAGAUAAUUUUUUAAUCAACACUAUACCACUCAUCUCAGGGCUUAUCAAGCAAGGCAUUCCCAUCAUGCUUUUCAGUGGAGACCAAGAUACAAAAAUCCCUCUAACUCAAACGAGGAUAAUUGCUAAUAAUCUGUCUAAGGAGUUGAAGCUGCUUCCUUACACAACUUAUGGUCCUUGGUAUGAUAAAAAACAGGUGGGAGGAUGGUCAGAGUCAUUUGGAGCAUUCAGAGAGGGCAAAAACAUGACAUAUUUGACAUUUGCAACAGUCAGAGGAGCAGCUCAUGAAGUCCCCUUCACAUCUCCUUCACAAGCCCUCACACUGUUCCGAUCAUUCCUCGCCGGAUCCCCUCUUCCUCGACCCCACAAUUGAUUCAUCUAUACGAAUUAACACAAACGUUGUAUCGAUCAUAUUUGAUAUACGGAUAUCCAUACCUGAGAAUAACUGUUCUUAGUCAGAAGAACCAUCAUU
This is a messenger RNA of Pistacia vera, 1538 nucleotides long. RefSeq names its product serine carboxypeptidase-like 46. The record is from RefSeq and is a predicted model, not a curated record. The coding region runs from base 9 to 1439 and encodes 476 amino acids. Gene Ontology annotation, cellular component: vacuole. The transcript has 10 exons. Lineage: Eukaryota; Viridiplantae; Streptophyta; Magnoliopsida; Sapindales; Anacardiaceae. Gene Ontology annotation, molecular function: serine-type carboxypeptidase activity. Gene Ontology annotation, biological process: proteolysis.